Didymodactylos carnosus is the source of this 324-nucleotide messenger RNA. The record is from the annotation of a GenBank genome assembly. Lineage: Eukaryota; Metazoa; Rotifera; Eurotatoria; Philodinida; Philodinidae.
AUGGGAAAAAAACUACUGUUAAUCGUUGGUCUUAUUGCAUUAGCUCAUGCUGGCUAUUCGGCUGCUCAACAUCGUGUUUUUAUUCGUUUAACUGAACAACAAUUCCAAACAUUACCAGCUGAUAUCAUUUUUCAAACAUUAUUAGCAUUUUUAGCUUGUUGUAUUGGUUCUGUACAGUUUUUUGGUAGAUUCAAGCCAAUAUUGAUAACAGCUGAAUGGCAAAAUAAAACAUGGGAUACGCUUGGUAAUCGCCCAUCAUUUAUGACAUUUAACCAUCGUGGAAGAUAUCUUUAUCGAUUUUUACAGGCAUCGUCCUCAACUUGA